AGCUCGAGCCGACUUCAUUCCGAUUUCAGCGCUCAGUUGAAUCGGACGUGAACAGUGUUUUGCUCUAUCCCGUUGGUGACUCAUCAUUUUUUUAAGUGCAUUGCAUAAGGGGGAAAAAAAGGAAGAAGAAGAAGAAUAACAGCAAGAGCAAAAGGUCACGAGCCCUGCACUUGCCGCAAAAGCCGUCGAAAAGAAUCGAAAAAUAACGCCAUUUUCGCCAACGCCGCCGCCCUCCGUUCUGCAUCGACGACGACGACCACGACGAGUUCGCUCUUCUGCGACGUAAUCGCGCGCACAUUCUACGUCAACCGUCAACAACUACGACUGCGAAUCUACGACGCAAGGCACGCACACGAAUCGUCGAAUUAGCCCCGCAAAAAUGAGCGAACAGAAGGGCACUAGAGUCUACGUGGGCAACCUCACCGAUAAAGUGAAGAAGGAGGAUCUCGAGGGAGAAUUCACCAAGUACGGUAAAUUGAACUCUGUAUGGGUAGCUUUCAAUCCCCCAGGUUUCGCGUUCAUUGAGUUCGAAAACAAAGAGGAAGCCGAAUCGGCCUGCGACAACCUCAACGGCCAGGACAUCCUCGGCUCGAAGCUACGCGUCGAGAUCUCCAAGGGCCGCCGAAGCACUCGGGGCGGAGGUGCCCGCGGAGGGUUCCGUUCCGGCGGUGGCGGCGGCGGCGGCGGUGGGUUCCGCGAUGGUGGAGGUCGCUCCUCCGGGGACUUCCGGUCUAGCUCACGGGGUGGUUUCCGCGAUGGUGGUGGCUUCCGGUCCAGCUCCCGGGGUGGAUUCCGGGACGCUGGCUCCUACCGCAACGGUAGCAGCGGCGGACGGCCAUCCGGUUCCGGCGGUUACAGCCGAGACUCGGGUCGCGAUAGCUACGGUAGCGGCGGCUACGGAGGGCGCAGCAGCGGCGGCGGCGGCGGACGGUUCCGUUCAAGGUCUCCGGUUGGCGCACGUGGUCGCUACUAAGGAAGCAAAACCGGAUAUCUAUAAACUAGCAUUUAAGCUGAUUGAAUUUGUUUUCAUUCGUUCUGCGUGACGCGAUGGUUCUCUUUAUUUCACAAACCCACGAACCAUUUCGCCACGCCCGCAAAGAAUGAGUGCAUCUGUUCAAGCACUGUAUCUUAUUUAUUUAACACUGGCAACGAUUCAAUGUAGAUUUUUUUGUUUGCUUUCGGCACCGAGUAAACUCUCUCGCAAAAUUUUAGUUUAACAACAUCUCCAAAAGAAAAAUCCUACACCAAAAGCGAGUUGCAACGUAUGCGAGAUGAUUUGACAACGCGCCAAAAAGGAAAGCAUCAACUUUGUACUGUUUUAUAUGUGUUUUAAUAUAUAAAAUGGCAGCGAGGGGGCGCAAAUUGUGCGCGUCUUCCCGCGUAACUAAAUUUAGUGUUACUUUGUGUUAAACAUGUAUAAAUCAGCAAAAAUGACCUGAAAGAAAAGAAAAACUGAAAACGUCGCCAAAUUUAAAAACAAAAUGUCCACGAUUGUGAAAAUCCCCCACUAAACAAAGCAAAGAUUCGGCAACGCGUGGUGCAAUAUCUUCUGAAGACAGUAAAGACAAAAAAAUCAAACGAAAAGUAAGAGAUUAUCGCGAAAAGAGUCAUCUCCCUUUUUAUGGUCAUGUUCGCGAGUGGGAGGACACGGGCCACCAUACCUAGACGUCACACUAAACCACCAGUCACCUAACUCACACACACACACACUACUGGAACCUAUUUUGAGCAAAACAAAGAUAACAAAAAACAGACAUUUUAAAUCUUAGUCGUAUUAAGAACUUCUAAGCAUAGAUGACAUAAAUAAAAAGAGUAACAAUUACAGUCAACACA
This is a messenger RNA of Culex quinquefasciatus (southern house mosquito), 1833 nucleotides long. It is a transcript of the gene Rsf1, whose product is annotated as RNA-binding protein Rsf1. Gene Ontology annotation, cellular component: nuclear speck. Gene Ontology annotation, molecular function: RNA binding. The transcript is spliced from 2 exons. The record is from RefSeq and is a predicted model, not a curated record. The coding region runs from base 380 to 973 and encodes 197 amino acids. Gene Ontology annotation, biological process: mRNA splicing, via spliceosome. Lineage: Eukaryota; Metazoa; Arthropoda; Insecta; Diptera; Culicidae.